AUGGCGAGUACGUUAACAAGCGCUCAACAGCAAGAGUUAAAAGACGCUUUUGAUGUAUUUGAUACAGAUGGCUCAGGCAAAAUAUCACAUCGAGAAUUAGGUAAUAUAUUCAAAGCAUUAAAUGUUAAAGUCAAUGAUAGUCAAUUGAAACAAUUAGUCAACGAAAUGGAUACUAAUGGAAGUGGUCAAAUUGAAUUUGAUGAAUUUUGUCGAGUAAUGGCUGCGACAUAUUUUAAACAAUAUUCUCAAGAUGAAUUACGUGCUGCUUUUCGUCAAUUUGAUCAAGAUGGUUCAGGUUAUAUACAAGCUGAAGAAUUGGAACAUAUCAUGCAAAAAAUGGGUCGACCUUAUAAUAAAGCUGAAAUUAAUGCAAUGGUUAAAUCAUUAGAUCAAAGUGGUGAUGGAAAAAUAGGAUUUGAUGAAUUUGUUCAAUUAUUUAAAUAG
This is a messenger RNA of Rotaria sp. Silwood2, 444 nucleotides long. NCBI's taxonomy places the organism in Eukaryota, Metazoa, Rotifera, Eurotatoria, Philodinida, Philodinidae. The record is from the annotation of a GenBank genome assembly.